CCGCCGUGAGGUCUCCAAUCUGCCAUUUUCUGAACCUGAGUAAGUCUUUGGCAUCCUGAAUCCUCUGUGUUUUCCUCUGUAUUCCGCUCACUGGCCCACCACCUCAGGGGAACGAUGGCUACAGAGUCUACAGCCACUGCUGCCAUCGCCGCGGACCAGGUUUCCGCCGACAAUCUGGAUGUGGAUAGUGAAGCUAAGAAACUACUGGGAUUGGGACAGAAACAUCUGGUGAUGGGGGACAUUCCAGCUGCUGUUAAUGCAUUCCAGGAAGCAGCUAGUCUUUUAGGUAAGAAGUAUGGAGAAACAGCUAAUGAGUGUGGAGAAGCAUUCUUUUUCUAUGGGAAAUCACUUUUGGAGUUGGCAAGAAUGGAGAAUGGUGUGUUGGGAAAUGCCUUGGAAGGGGUACAUGUAGAAGAAGAAGAAGGAGAAAAAACUGAAGAUGAAUCUCUGGUAGAAAAUAAUGAUAAUGUAGAUGAGGAAGCAAGGGAAGAGUUGAGAGAACAGGUUUAUGACGCCAUGGGAGAAAAAGAAGCCAAAAAAACAGAAGGCAAGUCUCUGGCAAAGCCUGAAACUGAUACAGAACAGGAAAGUGAAGUGGAGAAGGGUGGAAGAGAAGAUAUGGAUAUAAGUGAGCCCGGAGAGAAGCCGCAGGAAAACGUUGAAGUGACUUCAAAUCAGUUACCUGAAUCCUCUGAAGAGGCAAAAGCAGCAGCAAUACCAAAAGGACUGAAUGAAGAUGAGGUCACUUCUGGGAAGCCAGAACAGGAAUUAUUGUGUACUGAAGAAGGAAAAUCAAUUUCUGGAGUUGAUGUUCAAAAUAAAGAGUGCAGAGAAAAAGUGGUUCAGGAGAAACAAGGAGAGGAAAUUGUGAGCAUAGAGGAAAAGCCAAAAGAAGCUUUAGAAGAUGAGCCUAUUGCAGCCUCAGAAAAGCAGGGCACUUUACUGAAGGUAGAAGCAGAGCCAGUCAAGUCAGUGGAUAUGGGUGGGGAUGAACCAAAGGAGCAAGUAGCUACCUCUGAAAAUGAGCUAGAAAAGGCUGUUCUUGAGCAGCUGGUAGGGCAAGAUGUGCCUUCUGUUGAAGUGUCACCAGUGGUGACUACAGAGGCUGCAGAAGCUGGAUCAGAAAUUUCUGAGAAGGCAGGGCAGGAGACCACAGUUGUUCCCAAUGAUGGUUCAGCUGGUGAACCAUCAGCUGCAGAUGAGAUGCCUAGUGAAUCACAGACAUCUGCAGACGGGCUAACAGGAACUAAAGGUGGCUCAAGUGUAGAGGAGGUCAAGGCAGAGCUGGUUCCUGACCAGGAGGAAACUAAGCUACCUGUAGAAGAGUCUAAGGCAGCUGGAGAUGGGGUUGAGACAAAGGUAGCCCACAGGGCUUCUGAGAAAGCACUUGAAGACAAAUUUAAGAUAACUGCUAAUGAAGAGACACAGGAGAGAGAAGAACAGAUGAAAGAGGGUGAAGAAACUGAAGGCUCAGAGGAAGAAGAGAAAGAAAAUGACAAGGCCGAGGAGACACCAAAUGAAUCAGUUCUUGAAAACAAAUCUCUUCAAGAAAACGAAGAGGAGGAGAUUGGGAACCUAGAACUUGCCUGGGAUAUGCUGGAUUUAGCAAAGAUCAUUUUUAAAAGGCAAGAAACAAAAGAAGCCCAGCUUUAUGCUGCACAGGCACAUCUUAAACUUGGAGAAGUUAGUGUUGAAUCUGAGAAUUAUAUACAAGCUGUGGAGGAGUUCCAGGCUUGUCUAAACCUGCAAGAGCAGUAUUUGGAAGGCCAUGACCGUCUUCUUGCAGAGACACAUUACCAGUUGGGCUUGGCUUAUGGUUACAAUUCUCAGUUUGACGAGGCAGUGGCACAGUUUGGCAAAUCUAUUGAAGUCAUUGAGAAGAGAAUGGCUGUACUAAACGAGAAGAUGAAGGAGGCUGAAGGCUCAUUUACUGAAUAUGAGAAAGAAAUUAAGGAGCUGAAGGAACUGCUGCCUGAAAUUAGAGAGAAGAUAGAAGAUGCAAAGGAAUCCCAGCAUAGUGGGAAUGUAGCUGAAUUGGCCCUGAAGGCUACUCUGGUGGAGAGCUCUACUUCAGGUUUCGCUUCCAGUGGAGGGGGCGCUUCAGUCUCCAUGAUUACGAGUAGAAAACCAGCAGAUGGUGCAUCCUCAUCAAAUUGUGUAACUGAUAUUUCUCAUCUAGUCAGAAAGAAGAGGAAACCAGAGGAAGAGAGUCCCCGGAAAGAUGAUGCAAAGAAAGCCAAGCAAGAGCCAGAGGUGAAUGGAGGCAGUGGAGAUGCCGGUCCCAGUGGAAAUGAAGUUUCUGAAAACAUGGAGGCUCAGGCUGAGAAUGAAGCUGAAAGCCGGGCAGCAGUGGAGGGGUCAGUGGAGACUGCAGCUGCAGUUGAAAGCUCUGCAUGUUAAGGGAGCAGUACCUUCCUCCUAAGGGAAAAUGUUUUUGUACAUAAUGUAUUUUUUCACUUUUGGGGAUUCUUUUUGUAUAACUUCAAUAAAGAUUGUAGGCAAAA
Nannospalax galili (Upper Galilee mountains blind mole rat) is the source of this 2504-nucleotide messenger RNA. RefSeq names its product nuclear autoantigenic sperm protein (gene Nasp). Lineage: Eukaryota; Metazoa; Chordata; Mammalia; Rodentia; Spalacidae. Gene Ontology annotation, biological process: DNA replication-dependent chromatin assembly; CENP-A containing chromatin assembly. The record is from RefSeq and is a predicted model, not a curated record. The transcript is spliced from 14 exons. The coding region runs from base 115 to 2400 and encodes 761 amino acids. Gene Ontology annotation, molecular function: histone binding. Gene Ontology annotation, cellular component: nucleoplasm.